Molecule: messenger RNA, 3858 nt
Organism: Salarias fasciatus (jewelled blenny)
Lineage: Eukaryota; Metazoa; Chordata; Actinopteri; Blenniiformes; Blenniidae
Gene: nfic
Product: nuclear factor I/C
Exons: 11
Coding region: 114-1640 (508 amino acids)
Biological process (GO): regulation of transcription by RNA polymerase II
Cellular component (GO): nucleus
Molecular function (GO): DNA-binding transcription factor activity, RNA polymerase II-specific; RNA polymerase II cis-regulatory region sequence-specific DNA binding
Source: RefSeq, a predicted model, not a curated record
UGUGUGUGUGUGCGUGCGCGUGCAGCCUCCUUCCAGCUGCUCGGCCCGGUAAAAUGAGGUGAAGAUGGGCUGAUCGGAGCCGGACGGGCCGCACGGAGCCGCCGCUCUUCGCCAUGGACGAGUUCCACCCCUUCAUCGAGGCGCUCCUCCCCCACGUGCGCGCCUUCAGCUACGCCUGGUUCAACCUGCAGGCGCGCAAGCGCCGCUACUUCAAGAAGCACGAGAAGCGCAUGAGCGCCGAGGAGGAGCGCGCCGCCAAGGACGAGCUGCUGGCCGAGAGGUCGGAGGUCAAGCAGAAGUGGGCGUCGCGCCUGCUGGCCAAGCUGCGGAAGGACAUCCGGCCCGAGUGCCGCGAGGACUUCGUGCUGUCGGUCAGCGGCAAGAAGAACGUGUGCGUGCUGAGCAACCCCGACCAGAAGGGCAAGAUGCGGAGGAUCGACUGCCUGCGGCAGGCCGACAAGGUGUGGCGUCUGGACCUGGUCAUGGUGAUCCUGUUCCGCGGGAUCCCCCUGGAGAGCACGGACGGCGAGCGGCUGGUGAAGGGCUCGCGCUGCGCCAACCCGGCGCUCUGCGUCCAGCCGGGACACAUCUCCGUCUCCGUCAAGGAGCUGGACCUGUACCUGGCCCACUACGUCCACAACCAGAACCAGAACCAGAACCAGAACCAGGGCCGCAAGCAGAACCGGACCCGGCCGGAGGCGGAGCCCGGCGGUAACCCCGCCCACCAGGAGGACGGCCGGCCCCCCGGAUCGGAGUCGCCGGACUUCCAGCGGAGCUUCGUCACGUCGGGGGUUUUCAGCGUCGCCGAGCUCGUCUCCGUCUCCAGGACGCCCGUGGUGACGGGAGUCGGACCGGGGUUCUCCGUGGGGGAGCUGCACGGCCCGCUGACCUACGACCUCCACCAGCCGGGCCGGCUGCGCCGCGCGCUAGCCGGCGCCGCCGCCUGCGGGAUCAAGCGCCACAAGUCGGGCUCCCUGGAGGACGACCCCGAGCAGGACCCCGACCCGGACAGCCCCGGCGGCGGGGGCGGGUACUACCACUCCCCCCCGUCGCCCUCCGGCGGCGGCGGCGGCGGCGGCGCCUCGCGCAGCUGGACCGAGGACCUGGACGGCGGUGUGUCCCCCCCGCCGGUGAAAAAGUGCGACCUGGACAGCCCCGCCCCCUCCCCGCAGGGCGACGCCCCCAGAGCGGUGGUGGGCGUCGCCGGCUCCUCCUCCUCCUCCUCCUCCUUCCACCGGCCGGUGAUCGCCGGCCCCUCCCCCCUCCACUUCCCCCCUCCCUCCUCCCCCUCCCCCUUCUUCCCCCCCCACGGCGGCGCCAUCCGCUACCCCCCCCACCUCGGCCCGGACCCGGACCCGGACCCCGACCCCAACCCCAACCCGCUCAAGGACCUGCUAAACGGUAGCCAGCUCAAGGUGCCGGGCCACUACCCGAUGCUCCUCCCGGGGUCAAAGGUCGCCGCCGCCGCCGCUGCCUCCUCCGAGGGCGGGGCCAACUCCCCGACGUCGCCCACGUACUCCGCCCCCGGGACCCCCGCCGCCCCCGGGACCCCCCCGGCCAGCCGGGCGUCCUUCGUGGGGAUCGCGCCGCGGGACCCCCCCGGACUCUACCCCGCUCAGUCUUGGUAUCUCGGCAACUGACGGACAGACGAGGAGGAGAAGAAGAAGAAGAAGAAGAAGAAGAAGAAGAAGAAGAAGGAGGAGGACUAGCUUAGCAUUAGCGCGUAGCACGGAGGACGAAGCCAUCGCGUCGACAAAACCAGAGACCAGCACAAGAAGUUCCAAAAAAAGAAACUCUGGGAUCGGAUGUCAAAAGCCUUUUAACCCCGCCCCCCCUCUCCGUCCUGAAGCCCCGCCCCCCUUCCCCGAUGCCCCGCCCCCCUUCGCAGGUGCUGCUUUUUUUCUGAUAUAUGCAAACUCCAUCCUCCCACCCGAGCAAUAAUCGGUUUCCUGGGCUAGCGUUUCCCCGGAAGCUAGCGGCUAGCGGCUAGCUAGCCGCUCGUCUUCCAACGUCAAUCCAAGCUAGCGGCUAGCGGGACGUCGCUGGCGAAUGUUUGUUUGUUUGUUUGUUUUUUCAAAUGAACUUCAUGUCAACAAGCGUAUCCGAUAUGAGGUCAGCCGCUAAGCUAAGCUAAGCUAAGCUAAGCUAAGCUAAGCUAAGCUAAGCUAACCGGCGGGAAUUUUUAACCGCGCGGGGGGUCUGCAACGCGCCGUGCUGACAUGCUAAAAUCAAGCUAGCCGGAAGCGGGCGCCGUGAAAGCUAACACGAGUUAGCUAGCUGGGAACGCUAAAAUCUGUCAAGCAGCGAACAGAGCUAGCAUAAAAUGGCUAAAAUCUGUCCAGAAGCUACUAAAAUUAGCAUAAAAUGGCUAAAAUCUGUCAGGUAGCUAACAUGAAGGCUAAAAGAGCUAGCAGACCUAGCAUAAAAUGGCUAAAGUCUGUCCAGAAGCUACUAAAAUUAGCAUAAAAUGGCUAAAAUUUGUCCCGAAGCUACUAAAAUUAGCUUGAAAUGGCUAAAAUCUGUCAGGUAGCUAACAUGACGGCUAAAACAGCUAGCAGAGCUAGCAUAAAAUGGCUAAAAUCUGUCCAGAAGCUAAUAACAUUAGCAUAAAAUGGCUAAAAUCUGUCAAGCAGCGAACAAAGCUAGCAUAAAAUGGCUAAAAUCUGUCCAGAAGCUAACAGAGCUAGCAUAAAAUGGCAGAGUUAGCAUAAAAUGGCUAAAAUCUGUCCAGAAGCUACUAAAAUUAGCAUAAAAUGGCUAAAAUUUGUCCAGAAGCUACUAAAAUUAGCAUAAAAUGGCUAAAAUCUGUCAGGUAGCUAACAUGAAGGCUAAAAGAGCUAGCAGAGCUAGCAUAAAAUGGCUAAAAUCUGUCCAGAAGCUAAUAACAUUAGCAUAAAAUGGCUAAAAUCUGUCAAGCAGCGAACAAAGCUAGCAUAAAAUGGCUAAAAUCUGUCCAGAAGCUAACAGAGCUAGCAUAAAAUGGCAGAGUUAGCAUAAAAUGGCUAAAAUCUGUCCAGAAGCUACUAAAAUUAGCAUAAAAUGGCUAAAAUCUGUCAGGUAGCUAACAUGAAGGCUAAAAGAGCUAACAGAGCUAGCAUAAAAUGUGUCCAGAAGCUAACAACAUUAGCAUAAAAUGGCUAAAAUAUGUCAGGUAGCUAAUGGAGCUAGCAUAAAAAGCGCGGCUAGCGUCAAAUCGCAAAAAAAAAAACAAAAAAAAAAAAAAAAAAACAAAAGCAGCUAGCAGGCGUGACGUGAAAUUGCUAAAAAACCGCGCGCCGGCUAGCGAGGGCGCUAGCUAACGUCCGGCAGUUAGCGUGAACGCUGCAGCGGCUGACCGAGCUAGCGUAGCGUCAGACGGCCCGCGCGGACGAUCGCUAGCUAACGGGGGCGGGGGGGGCUGCUAAACGAGCUCACCGUUAGCGUAAAUUGCUACGUAGCGCUAGCAUGACACGGCGGUCCGCUGCAGACCCCCCCCCCCCCCCCCCCCCCCCCCCCCCCCCGGGUUAGCUCGUCCCGAACUUGCAUGCUAACCGCCGCGCUAAAACGACCGCAUGCCUCGAAACUGGACGAUGACUCCUCCCCCCCCCUUUUUUUUUUUUUUUUUUCCCCUCCUCUAAGCCCCGCCCCCUUUUUUGCACGAUGUUUCCACGGCAACACGUCGGUGCCUUUAGCUUACCAGACUUUUUUCGGACUUUUUACAGGAAAAAAAAACAAACAAAAAAAAAGGAAAAAAUAAUAAUAAAAAGCUGCAUGUCGCGUGUCUUUUUUGCUCGAUGCUAGCGCUAGCGCUAACUGCUACUUUUGUACGAACUUCGCAUGCGCUUCGGGUCGUUUCUAAAAAAAAAAAAAAAAAAAAAA